Messenger RNA from Vigna umbellata (rice bean), 1175 nucleotides. NCBI's taxonomy places the organism in Eukaryota, Viridiplantae, Streptophyta, Magnoliopsida, Fabales, Fabaceae. The record is from RefSeq and is a predicted model, not a curated record.
UGUGAUUGUUAUAUAUGACCUUGUGGCUAUUGCAGGAAUUUGAGAGAGUUGUUCAAGAUUGAUGCUGCUGACUAUAUGAUGUCCAUUUGUGGAAAUGAUGCUCUGAGGGAACUUUCUUCCCCAGGAAAAAGUGGUAGUGUCUUUUUCCUGUCUCAGGAUGAUCGAUUCAUGAUUAAGACACUGCGUAGAUCUGAAGUGAAGGUUCUUCUUAGAAUGCUUCCUGACUAUCAUCAUCAUGUGAAGACUUAUGAUAAUACGCUUAUCACAAAAUUUUUUGGUCUGCACAGGAUUAUACCUUCCAGUGGUCAAAAGUUUCGCUUUGUUGUGAUGGGAAAUAUGUUCUGCACAGAAUUAAGGAUCCAUAGGAGAUAUGAUUUGAAAGGUUCAUCGUGUGGACGUUCUUCUGAUAAGAUAGAAAUUGAUGAGAACACUACCCUUAAAGAUUUGGAUUUGAAUUACUGCUUUUACUUGGAACCAUCUUGGCGGGAGUCUUUAUUGAAGCAGAUUGAAAUUGACAGCAAGUUCUUGGAAUUACAACAGAUAAUGGAUUACAGCCUCCUUCUUGGUGUUCAUUAUCGGGCACCCCAGCAGCUACGUCCACACAACCAAAGUAGAACUGUAGAUGGAUUGGCAAUUCUUGCAGAGGAAGACCCUCUAGAGGAUGAAGCAUCCAAUUAUCCGCAAGGUCUUGUUCUGGUCCCUCGAGGUGCAGAUGAUGAUAGCGUUGUUGUAGGGUCACACAUUAGGGGUAGCAGAUUGAGAGCUUCAGCUGCUGGUGACGAGGAGGUGGAUCUACUUCUACCUGGUACUGCAAGACUACAAAUCCAGCUUGGUGUGAACAUGCCUGCGAGGGCAGAGCAGAUUCCAGGGAAAGAGGAAAUGGAAAUGUUCCAUGAAGCUUACGACGUCGUACUUUACCUGGGUAUAAUUGACAUAUUGCAAGAGUACAACAUGACUAAGAAGAUUGAACAUGCAUAUAAAUCUAUUCAGUUUGAUUCUUUAUCUAUCUCGGCGGUGGACCCUACAUUCUACUCACGUCGCUUCCUAGAUUUUAUUCAGAAAGUGUUCCCACCUCAUGAAAUGGCAGGAUAAGUGCUGUAACCAAUCGAUUUAAAGAGUGAACAAUUGUCACAUUUCCACCAUUUGUGCAUGCUCUAUAAUUGACUUUUUUUUUU